CCUCGCUCUUGACCUUUCUGAGAGCAAAGGUGCUAGCUGAGCUGUCAAGCACGUACAACUGCCCACCGACAAUCCGAUACCAAAAAACACCCCCCCCAUCAAUAUUCCUAGUCACCAAUCAUCAUCAUGUCGGACUCGGAAGAUUUGGUCGAGCUUCCUGAGGAGGAUGAGGAGGAUCUCUUCGGCGACGAGCCGGCGGACGAUGUCCUUGAGGACCGUAGUCGUGCCGGCAGCGAACGCGACGCGGCAUCCGACCAGGAUGCGGGCGAGGGCUACGGCAGAGAUGACGAGGUGCCGGCAUCGACGGACUAUGAGACGAGGGUCAUUGAGGCUGUUGAGAUGCAGCGCCAUCGCAUCCCCAAGGCGAAAGAUCAGAGAUUGCGAUCUCUUCGUGUCCCGAAAUUCAUGAGAAUCGUCCCCACGCUUUUCGAUCCCGAAACAUUCGAGCCUACUGAGCAAGACAUUGAGAACGCCAAAGCUGAAGUGCCCAAGGCAGACAUCCGCGUCCGGAGACAGGGAAACAAGCUGCAGAGCAACGCCAUGAUCCACAGAUGGAGCGACGGCUCUGUGACGAUGACCGUCGGCGACGAGCACUUUGAAGUGACAACUAAGGCCCUGGCUCCUGGGCCCGACCAACCAUACUCGGAACUUCAAGACGGACACUACUACGCCGCCGCUGCCGAGUAUUCCAGCAACUUCCUCAUGUUCGUGGGACAUGUCACCGAUCAGUAUAUUGUCCGACCCGGAAAGGAAGUUGCCGACGACGCCCUCAUUGCUCUUGCGGAGCGCAUGGCGACGAUAUCGCAAAAGCCACAGGAGAAGGACAUGAUCAUCAACACAAUCCAGGAUCCCGAGUUGCGCAAGAGACAAGCGGAACAGGCAGAGAAGGAGCGCAUGAAGAUGCAACGGCGUCGGGAGACGCAGACGGCCCGCAUGGACUCCAGUCGUGGAUUUGGCCGCAGCGGAGGUCUCUCGAUUGGGGACCUCGAGGGUGGACGACGCGCUGGUGGAUCGCGUAAGAGGGGCAUGCCCGGCGCACCGAAGCAAAAGCGAAGGCGUCCUGAGUAUGACUCUGAUGACGACCUGCCUUCUGGUGCUCGCAGGCAAGAUGAUUAUGACAUGGAGGAUGACUUUAUUGUUGCGAGUGACGAGGAGGUCAGCGAGGGAGACCAGGACGACGACGAGGAGCCUCUCGGCGACGACGAGGCGCCACGGUACAAGAAGCGACGGAGGAGGUCGGACGACGACGACGCCGAAGGCGACGAUGAUGACAUGAUGGAGACAAGCGGUCGCGGAAGACGGCGCCAUGUUGUCGACGACGAUGAUUCGGAGUGAGAAUAUCGCCGGCGACCUGCCUUAGGCUCUAGGCUAGCUCAUUUGCACCGAGCUGGCCAUGACCAUUGUACUAUAACAGGCCUACUUUUCUUUUGCGCAAUUGGUGCGAGCGCUCCAGAUACCGCGCCCCUAGAAAGGAAUCGAGAUGCAAGCAGCACGAGCACUGCAAGAUUGACACGAACUUCUCCCAUUUGUCGUCCAAAAGGAAGAACGACGAGCCCAUCAGCACGCGUCGUGACACAUCUCGUGGGACUUGUCCACGCCGGGACUGGCGUCGGCAGGGCACGUGCGGGUAGUGUAACCGUCGUUUUCUCUUUGUCAUCGCUCUCUGGCCGUUGAAGGUCGGUGGACUUUGUUGGGAACGGCUUAGCAUGUAACUAUUGAAUCACAUCGU
Colletotrichum destructivum is the source of this 1729-nucleotide messenger RNA. RefSeq names its product Putative leo1-like protein. The transcript has 2 exons. The record is from RefSeq and is a predicted model, not a curated record. Gene Ontology annotation, cellular component: Cdc73/Paf1 complex; nucleus. NCBI's taxonomy places the organism in Eukaryota, Fungi, Ascomycota, Sordariomycetes, Glomerellales, Glomerellaceae. Gene Ontology annotation, biological process: transcription elongation by RNA polymerase II; positive regulation of transcription elongation by RNA polymerase II. Bases 127 to 1335 code for a protein of 402 amino acids. Gene Ontology annotation, molecular function: RNA polymerase II C-terminal domain phosphoserine binding.